AGUGAGCUCAGCAAGAAAUUCAGAGAAAUGGAUGGUCUCCCAAACUUCAGCAAUGAUGAUAUUUCAAGUGAAUCCGAUAUACAGCAACAAUCUCUUCAGAACACUAAUAGAGUUUAUAAGAAAGUUCAGAAAGACAAAGAGAAGCUUCUGCGAGAAAUGAUGUAUAAUUCACAACAAAACUUGGAGAAAUGUAUGAAACUCGAGGAAGAAAAUAAGAACUUCCAAGAACGUAAUAGAGACCUUAAAGAAAGCCUCUAUUCCCUUGCUGAAAAAGUUGACAGAAGAGACGAAGAUCUUGCAGAAGUCGUUGAUAAGCUUACAGAACUUGAAGGCGAGCUAGAACUUACCAAGAUAGAGAACCUUCGAUUAAGGAACCAGCUUGAUAAAAAAGAACAAAUAGAGAUGGAAAGAUUACAUCAUAGCUCUUUUAUGGGCAGAGAAGACAGUGAAGAAGAAGAUCCAGAUGGCCAAAAUGGAAUGAAUCUCAGGUCUCAAAUCUCUAAUCAUAGCAUAAGAUUGAACAAACAAGACAUCUCAGCAAUAGGAAUUAACGAAAAUAUUGAUAAUGCCAAUGAAAAGAUUAUGGAGAAAAUUGCCGAAAUCAAGGGCAUGAUCACUCACUUUUCAGAAAAUUUAUCGGAUAACUUCCAAGGAGUGACCACGAUGGUGGAAGAACAGGAUAAGGAGAUAGUUUCAAACCACUCUAAAUUAACUAAAAUCGAUAACCAAAUAAAAACUCUCUGUAAUGAACUGGCUCAUUAUAACAUGACAAAAGAGGAGCAUGAGAUGUUGAUCAAAGAGCUUGUAAAUGAGACUCAGGAAAACCACAAGGCAUUACUAGUAAUGAAGGGUAUGAUCAAUAGUUCACCAGUGAUGAGGAUUAGUACUAUGAGAGGUGCAGAUCUGGGGUACAACAAUACUUUAUCACAAAGUGAACUAAGAUACCAAAAUGAUAACGGAAUUUCAAAAGGGCUCUCAGUCCUAGAAAUUAGUGACUUCAACGGGAUGGAGAAUGACGAAGGCCUUGGAGAUGGCAUCCUUGAGGAAAUAGACAACGUAGUCUCAGAAGAAGACUUAAUUACCGAAUCAUGAGAACAAGAACAAGAAGAAGAGGAAGAAGAGCAGGAGGAAGAAUCAGAAUCUGAAAAUAAAGAUUCUGACUUAAGACAAACUAUAGAAGAGAGGGAUUUUGUAGAGGAAACUAAAGGUGAUCGCCAUAAAGAAAUGGAGAAUAAGUUUAAAAAUAUCCUAAAGCCUCUUAAAGGCCAGAUUACUUCACAGAAGAGUCUCACUCAGAGAGCAAGAUUAAUGUCAAAUGACUCUCAGAAGAAUGAAGCUAAAGAUAAUGAGACGAUUAGGAAAUCUGUGAACCUGGACAAAUCUAAGAUUUUUAAAUUUAUUCAGGGUUCGGUGACUAGAUCGACUAUUGUGAUGGAGAAGAUCAACCAAGAAAGGAAUAAAAGAAUGCAAGUUAAGCCAGUGGAGAAGCCUAUAUACAUGGUCAAGGAAACUAUGAGUAGUGAGUUCACCACAGGUAAUGACAAAGACUCUCAACUCCCGGAAGAUACCAUUCAGAAAUUAAGAAAAGAAUACUUCAAGUUGAGCGUUUUGAUUAAAGCAAUGCAGCGAAGAAUCAAAAGAGAGGACUAUAGUAUUGAAGAACUCUGGAGGAAGGCAAUGCUCGAUCUUGAGGUAGACCAAUAUUCCUCCUACAUCACCAAGCAUCUUGACAAGAUCAAAGAAAUUCAGAGGAAGAAGAAAGUUGAGGAUAAUAAAUCAGAGAAUUCUGAAGACUCAAUAAAGCCAAUGGAUGCUGAAGAAUACUCCAAUCUUGCAGAAAUGAUAGCAAUAAAGGCAGAGAUUUAUCAAAAUAUUCUCAGGCAUCAAACUCAAGAAAUUAAGGAUGAUGUAGAGAAAAAGAUGGAGAAGAGUGAUAUCAACAAACUUGGGAAGAGUUGUAUACUCUCUAGUGAAGAAGAAUAUCCCGCGAUGAAACAUGUCAAGUGGGCAUAUACCUUGUUCUUUGAGAGGAAGAUUGAUAUCUACAGGUUCUUGAUAUAGAUCAAUAAAAUGAGUUGAGAUUCAA
Molecule: messenger RNA, 2086 nt
Organism: Moneuplotes crassus
Lineage: Eukaryota; Ciliophora; Spirotrichea; Euplotida; Euplotidae
Source: the annotation of a GenBank genome assembly